UAGAUUUCAGAGGUUCUUAUUUCAGCAUAAGCUUGAUAAUUUUUUUAUAAAAUAAUUUAUUAAGACUUGAUCCUGUAAAGAUUCUACCAUUUAAAAUAUUGCACAUGAAUGAUAUGAUUAACUGAAGUCUAGCAGAUGCCUGUAGGAAUAUUAAAAUAAAGCACUGCUAUUUGGCCUCUGCUCUUUGUUUAAUUUAAAAACUUGUUUCUUCUGUACUUUUUUCCUAUAUUCUUCUAUAGUUUAAAAAAAUAUUAAUUUAUGACGGUAGGGAGUAAACAAAUUACAGCUGCUGGAACUCAUGUAGGAUUUCCUCUUUGGAAAUUCGCCUGUUUGUGAAGCUGGGUCACUGACCUUGAAGGGUCCUUUGAAAAGUGUAGCUCAUGUCCAGGGAUCAUGGGGAUGCUGAAUGGUAUAAUAGCCAUUGGUUGGGCUUUUUUAUAGAGAUGUGACCUGGGACCUCAGGUGAGGUGCAUGAGGAGAUAAAGGUAGGCUAGUGGAUGGAAGACCUGAGUGCAACUGAACUCAGCCCUGCUACAUGCUAAUGAAUGAAACAAGUAUGAUCUGUGUUUUUGGAAAAUGAUCCAAGGGUGUAACAGAAAAGAAAGGGAAGGAAAAUGGGAUUAUUUAGAUACAGGAAGACAUAUUUUUUGUUGUUUGCCGGUAUCAACUCAUUUGAUAUACACACAGAGUUGUUUCAAACUGAAUUAUAUUUUAGAUUUGUCUGCUGUUCCUGGAAGUUAUUUCCAAGAGUGAAAAACUGCAUAAUACAUUUCUAGUAUUAAACCAUCUAUUACUGAUGGGUAAUGACGGAGUAGAGGGAGAAGGCACCAUUUAGUCUGGGUUAGCUCAUGUGCUCUGGAUAACUCUUUCUUGAACACUUAGAUUUCUAAAGUUCUACUAGGCUAUGUUGAUUUCCCACUGCUUUCUGGAUGUGAUGAAUUGUCUCCAUGUCACUGUCAGGUAAUCUCAAGUAUUCCCAUGAUUGUCUGCCUCAAACUUUUUCAGGUAAUGUGCCAUUUGAUCACUUUUCUAUUGGCUAUUUUAAUAAGAUAACAAAUACUAGAAAGGCUGCAAUAACACCUUUCAACAAAAGAAACAUGUUUGAGUUUUUAAAAUUAGAGAUGCCCUGCUUUGUCACUUACAUUUUAUUUAUUUUUGCUUUUAAAUGCUAGAGGCACAAAAUUUUGGAUCUCUAGUGGCUUUCUUGUUUAAAUUCUGAAUUUUUGACAGUGAAGCAGGGAAUUCAUUCUCAAAGUCAAAAGGGAGAAAGUUUUUGUAAUUACCAAACAGUUACAGAUUCAGACACAGGAGGGAGAUAAAAUCAGAAUCCUGUUUUACUAAUUGUUUGUUAAAAGAAAAAAAAAAAUUGUGAGAUGCAGUGUAAAUAUUCACCUUACAAAAUUAUCUAGCAAUGCAAAAUAUGAGAAAUUGUGUUAGUCCAUCAGUCUGUCUCCUUGGCUUUUUAAGGAGAUCUACCACAAGGAACUUAAAUAACGUGCUUUCUUGUAACAGUGAUGUAAAAAAUAUGUAAUUUAAAGGGUUUUUGUUUGUUUUGUAUUUUUCUUCAAAGUGUAUUGGGUUGGUUUUGACCAGUAAAUGUGGAUUUUGUUUCUGUUCAGUCCAUAAUUCCAGCCAGUUCUGUGACUGUCCCUUUUUGAUCUCAGUGUAUUCUGAUCUUUCUCCUGCAUCUUUAGACAGGCAUCUGAAGCAUUUACCUCUUCAUUAAAUGUAUAGAAGAAUUUGGCACUUGUCUUGGUAUUCUGAAAGAAACUAAAACCAGGCUGUUGUGGUUGUCCUCAUGAAAGUCUCUUCCAUGGUAUACACAGAACAUCAAGGAAUAUAUUUUCUUACUGCUUAGAAAACUCUGUUUAAAUAUCGGCAGAUUUGUUGGUGAAAAGGGUAGAAUUUCUGAAUUGAUUUGGUGGGGUUUUUUUAAAAAUCCAAGCAAUUGAGUUUUUUGUUAAAUUAAUGUUUUAAACUUUGUGCUACUGAGCUUUUAAAGUUGGAUAACUGAAGUAAGGCUUGGCAUAGAUGAGUUAAAGGUGUCAUUUUUGUGAAAUACCUGUGAAACUUAGAAAUGCUCAAAAUCACAACACCCUGCUCUCUCUUGCGUACUUGGAAUGACACCUACAUAUGAAUAUAUAACCUACAGGAAAUAUUAAAGUAUUCACAGGCAUGAAAGUCCCAAUAGUGGCAAGGGUAGGUAGUGUUUCCAAAGAGCAAGGCUGUAGUUUAGGGUGGUUAGACAUGCCUUCCUUGAACGAAUGGGAUAGGAUACCUAGGUCACUGCACUGUUGUCACCUCUCUCCACACUUACAGCCUAUUUAUGUACUUUUUGAGUAGUAGUUGCACAAACCCUCUUGACAAUUUUCUUACAGAAUUCUUGAAAUCGCUCCGAGGAAACCAUUUGCAUUGCACCUGUGGCAGUUUGCUAGAAGUUGUGUGUGCUCCGCUUUGACUCCUCGCCCUGCUUUCAGAGGGUACCAUUUGGCUCUUCUGAGCCUGUUUCUGCUCUGCUAAAGGGGGUAGUGAUGCUGCCCUGUUUUGGUAAGGCAUCCUUCUGAUCAAGAGGUGAAAGACCAGCUAGAGCCUUCUUUUUACCUAUCUCAAGAGAGCUUUAAUACAAACUGCAUGAAGGCCUGCAGUCUCUGAAGGAGAUUUAAGGGAAUCCUGCUGGGAUUUGAUUCUGUGUCUGAGUCAUUUGAGCUUGUUUUUUGACCCAUUAAUAAACCCUUGUCACACUACUGCUGCUGCCUUUUGUUACAGUCGUUACAUUCCUCUGGAGUCUCUGUAGCCAUUGUCUGCUCUGUUUCUUUGGUUUUGUUUUUCUUCGCUAGGAAUAGAUUUUUAACUUGGCAGAAGGCAUAAAAUUCGGUUGCCACCACCAGAAAACUCAGUGUGUUUGCAAGGGCUAUAUAGUAGCUGUGCAAGCUCCACUGCAUGUUCCCUUUGGCGAAGUGCAGCUUCCUUCUCACUUCAGUAGGUGUGCAGCCUUACUGGGCUGUGAGUGCCCCUCCUCCUUGCCAUUCUGCCGCUCGUACUGGCAAAGGAAGCAGUGUCACUGAGGAAGGUAUAGAGAAAGCCUCUAAGGACCCAGAUCUGUGCUGUGGGAUAUUCAACCCUGCAGAAAGCUCUUCUCACCCUUUUGUGUGUGUGUGGAGGCAGGCUCUCCCCAUGGGACAGAUACCUAAUGGGUUUGAAAGAGUCUCUGUGGCCUUUGGCUUUCUGUUGAGUGUGUGUGGGCCAUUUAGAACAGACAGCUUUCUCAGAGGGGACAAAGGUCAGUUUAAAAUUUUUAGGUGUACUAUGUAAUGCAAUCUGCUGUUGGCAGAUUUGGAAGAUACCCAUGAAAUCUUUGUAAAGGAAGAGGCCGUUUGUUUCCAAGAGAAAGUUUCGGAUGCAGAGUGGGAAGAGGGGUAUUUGCUAGAUAUGUCUGAAAUAUGUUUGUUUUGAAAGCCACCAUUGAAUUAGGUGUAAACUGUGAGCCUGGUUUAUAUUCCUCAGGGCAGGGGAAGAUGGAAUCUGUUGUUUAUCUGAGUGCAGGUUUUCCCCAGGGUGCUUAUAUACACUACAGAAUAUUCAUUAAGCUGUUGGAAUUGUAUCUCUAAAUCUUUUCUUUGAUUUCAAGUCUUAAAUUUAAAAAGACAAGCCAGAUAUUCCCACUCCUCCCAAAAUAAACCUAAGUUGUGAAACUGUCCUUAGCACUUUUGCUGAAUGAAGCACAAACACCUAUUGUUUUCUGGCAAACCCUGUUUAUCCAUGUAGACACUCUUCUGAGAGCUAUUUCACUGUGUCCACAUUGUCUUUACCUGACCUUCAGAAAGACUGAUGACAAAGGGAAUAUUUGUAAGGCAGAUUACUGCCUGUUUAAGAUUUGGGGUUAUCUGUGUUUUCCAGCACAUGACAUUGAACAGCUACCAGGAACAAAAUAAUUUUUUGCAUCUCUCAAGUUACUGUUGGCUUUAAAGCAAGAAGGCAGGAAAGGGACAUGCGAUUUACAUAAGUUUAGAAAACCUUCAAAACAUCUCUUUUAAAAUUUUAAGAGGUAUAGGGCUACUGUCAUGGCAUGACAGAGAAGCUUUCCAAACUGGUUUGAGAAGAUAAGUGCAUUUUCUUUGUUAUUUUUGCAUUCAAGUAAUAUUGUGAUUAUUGUGCUACCAUUUAGCUAUACAGUUGGUCAUAUUUUGUACACUACUUUUAAUAUUGUGAAAAGGAUGCCAUUAAUAAUAAGCAGGAACAAAAUAGUUAGCUGGUUUUAACUGAGGUGACACAUUUCGGCUGUUUCAGCUCAGCUCUGGUAGAGGGUCAAAGACAAAGGAGAUUUCAAUUUCUAGAGCUUUGCUUUAAGAUUGAUAGUAGACCUGCAACCCUGUGGUUCAAAGUCAUGAAGGUAAGAAAUUUAUUUGGCAGUUCACAGACCUGUUGCUAAGAUAAAAUGAGAGGAAAGUGAGGAAAAAAGGAGUGUUCAAUGGGAAGGAAGUAUCAAGAAAAUAGACAGUCUCCUUAGGAAGACUUAGAAACAGAUGAAGCCAUGAGAAACUGAACAAAAUACUAUCAUAAGAAGUGGGUUUGCCAUACACGUAGAGUUAAGCACACAUUUUCUGUGGUGCUCUUCUGGAAAUUGCUACUAUGAAAUAGCUUUUGUGGGACUUGAGUUUUAAUGCAGCGGCUGUGACUACCUGCACACCUUGAUUUGGGUGAUAAUUUUGUUUGUUUCAAGAAACUAAGGAUAAUUCCAUUCUGCUUUUAAGGUAAUCUACAGGGUUUUUCAUUUGCUUUAGAAUGAAUGGCAGUGAUCUGCCCUUCCUUCAAGUGGCCAUUACUUUUACAGGUUAUUUAAGGUGAAAUAGCCAUAUACAAUAAUGUAGAUUAUAGCCACAUUUAUCAAAGUGACUUUUAUCAAUUCAGACUAAGCAAUAAUUUUUAAAAGAAAUUCUGAAGUUUUACAUUUUUCACUUCACUUGUCCCAGUGAUUCCCCUUAUCCUUUUUAUAUUUUGUGCAGUAACCAAGAUACCUGGCUGAGACAUAAAUCUUGCCUAACAGUACACUUUGUACUCAUUGUACAACUGGUUCCCAACUGUACACUAUAAAAGAUGUUUAAAAACAUCUAGACUAACAUGGAAAUUACGUAACUGUGGUAAAAACUUCAAAAGAAAGCUUGGGGGUUUCCCCCCCGCCCCGUUUGCUUUGUUUUGGUACAUGUUUGGGCUGGAUUUUUAUCCGUGCAUUCUCGCAAAUCCUUCGUAUUUGUACUCUUAACUGGUUCAUCAGGAGCUUUUAGUGAAGUAUGUCAUCUCAUGGUGGGAAGAUACCUUUUUUUGUUUUUCCUUUUUCGUAGUUUCCAUGUUCUUUUAGGGUGUGGUUCAAACUGAAAUGAAAUUUAGGUUGGUCUUUCCUUUUUUUGAGCUGCCAAAGGGUUUGUUCUGUUAGUAUUGCUCGGCUCCCUGUAAAUCAGACAUUCUUCUUGGGCUGCGUCAGGUUACUAAUGACAUGAUUAAUGCAGGAAGGGUAGAGAAGGAUGACGUAGUGGCUCAUGCAAAGUUUACCUGAGAAUUAUCUGUAGCUCUCUACUGUUUAGUGUCUGUGUGAGUCAUGGCCUGAAGCUCUGCCAUUCCCUGUUCUUCAGCUGGGCAAAAUCACACUUACCUCAUUCUAUGUAUGCAUUUCUCCCUUUCCUGCCAGAUCUGAUUAGAAGCACUUUUGUUUUAAACUGUUUAUGAAACAUUCAAUACACUUUUUGCAGAUAGCUGACCAUAAGGCUAAAUGAAAAGUGCCAUUAGAUAUCUGUGAUCCAGACAGCUUUAGAAACUUUCUCUGUCCUUACAUGAAUUCUGAUUUUUAUCAACUGAAGUCUUUUUCACGCUCAUGGGUUUAACAUUGAUAGUGUAUUGACAUUAGUGAGGUUUGCAAUAGGACUGUGAGUCAGUUGCUGUCCCUCUCCUGUUUCUUCUUGUGUAUUUGUACAGAUAAAAGAUUACAAAAUACAAACAGCAAGUUUGUGCUGCUGUCUCUGGCUUUUGGAACUUCCUUGGGCUGCAGGUGCAAGAGUUCCCAUCAAAUCUGGUUCACCUAUUGAUUCCUUAAUGAAGCAUUUGGGAAAUUCAUUGUACUGAUAUGAAAACACGGGCAUGUUCUCUGAUAUGCUUUGAAGCCUUGGUCAUUCCCUUAGUGAGGGCUGGCUCAAUGUACAUGCAGACAAUAUUUGUUCUGCUGUUUGUGUGUGAGUGUCCAUUAACUGUCACAUGUUCUCAAGUCUCUCUUAAAAGACCAAAACUAAGUCAAUGUAGAAUUUUCAAGUAAUGCUGAUUAUUUUUUCAAGAUUCCUUUGUUUUCUCUGUAGAACUGUCACAAAGUCUUUGGCAUCCUUCAGGACUUCAGCUUUCCUCAGCUGAAACUGUCACCUAUUCUCUGUGUGAGCUGCUGUCUGAAUUAUCUUGUGCAAAAAGUGGUUAAUGUUUAACUGUACAAGAAUAUGCUGAAAGCAGGCUAUCAUUUUCCAGCCAGCUUGUAUCUCACAACCUGCCAAAGCCUAUAUCAGGAACACAAUGUGUGGGAAAAACUUCUAAAAUGAUAGACAGAAAAAUGACUUGUGGGAAACCUGAAAUGCGUUGAGACUCAUUCUGUUACUAAAGAAUGUUUUUACAAGCACAGCAUUUUUACACACCUUUACUUUCUGAAAUUUUCAAAAAUGGAAGCUUGAGUGCAUAACAUUUGUGGAGAGUGUAAACAACCUUGAUAAGUGGAAAGGUGACAUUUCUUGGAAAUAAUAUUGCCUUAAGAGAAAAGAAUGGUCAAAUUGAAUAAUUAGCCAGAAAAACCCAAAACCAACCCAACUUAGUUCUAAAAGGCUCAACUACCUCUAAUAAAGAGAUAAUAAGUUUUAUCUCAGGCUAUACUGAUGCCUGAGACAAAACUUUAUGUGCACUUUGAUUACAUUUUGCAAACAUAUCUUACAGGAAAACAAACAUCCUAUGAUCUGUUAAUCUCAAAAGAUGCACCAGACAAGUAAAUUCUUAUUGUAAACAUAUCAUUAAAAUAUCUAAAAGUUCUCUAAUGCAAUGUGAACACUUUUUUCCUACAUUGCAGCAUAUGCUAAUAGAGUUAAUGAUUAUAAUUACCCAGAUGCCUAAAUGGGGAUGGCAAAAGUUCAUGUUCAGCUUAAUGUUGUCUGCAUUUAAUUUUCCUGCUUUUAAAGGAACUGUUUACAUUAAAGAGUAACAUAGAUUUUAUUCAGUGAGUCAGUGUUUAGGCAAAAAAUAAGCAUAUUGUUUGACACGUGCCUUUAUGUAAGCUGUGUUUCUAGAAUCUGUCUUUCAGUUUGAGCAGUGAAAUGGUAUUUCUGGCUUUUGUUUUCUUCUGGUGAAAUAACCAGUGCCUUGGCUGUAGAACUGAUUUUUUGCUUUAGGUCCAUACUCCUCUUUUUUCAUGCUUGCAACUAGAAAAUAAAUCAAACAAGGCUUUAAAAUGUCUUCUUUUUUUUUUUUUUUUCCCAAAAUUGAAAGGCACUGAAUGAAAUAGAAGUGUAAAAAGUAACUGUUCUGUAAAACUGCUACCUUCACUUGUGCAGGUUUAUGAGGCAGGACAUCGCCGCCCUCAAGUUCAUCAGGCUGUGGUUGUCUCUUGCUGCACAAAGCAGCAAAGAGCCCUGGAGAGAGAGAGAGAGAGAGAGAGAGAGAGAGAGAGAGAAAGCUCUGUCUGGCUCCUUGGCUCAGGCAAACCCACAAAUCCAGAGGAACCUUUGAUUGAGGAAGGACCUGAGAGGCAGGAAACAGAUGUUGGCAGCAGUGUCCCGGCUCAGGUAGCCAGAUAACAAAUGUACCAAGCCAAAAUAGGUAAGGAUGAGUUUUGCAUUGAUUUCUUGGUUUUGAAGAAUUUCUGCUUGGAGUCUUCAGAUGAUGAAGCCAUUGAAAAAGCAAGUGAAAACAGGACAGCAACAUGUCAAGAUUCAGAUUCCAAACCUGCUGUGAAAAAGAAAAGAAAGCAGCCUACAGAGUGUUUUUUAAGUCAGCCCGAAGAAAAGCAAGAGAGCUCUGUGAAGGCAAAGAGGAGGAAGAAGAAGAAGAUUUCUGAUGUUCUGCAAAAAUCUCCUCCAAAACCUGGUGUCCCUGCAGAUCUACAAAAUCUGCUUACUCAACAUUUUGGUGAAAACCGUUCUGUGAUUGAAAUAGAGGAAUUAAAGCUGUCAGAUUCCUGCUUUUUGCCAGCCAAUGAUCUUACCCACAGUUUUUCUUCAUACCUGAAGGAAAUCUGUCCUAAGUGGGCGAAGCUCCGGAGAAGCCACAAGGAGAAGAAGUCAGUGGUGAUGCUGGUUCUCUGCAGCUCUGCCCUUCGCUCCUUGGAACUCAUCAAGUCAAUGACAGCUUUUAAAGGAGAUUGCAGAGUCAUCAAGUUGUUUGCAAAGCACAUAAAGAUAAAGGAACAAAUGAAUAUGUUGGAGAAAGGCAUGUUCCACAUUGGGGUUGGAACUCCUGGGAGAGUAAAGGCACUAGUGGAGCAAGAUGCCCUGUGCUUAAACUCCACAAAAUAUAUGAUUCUGGAUUGGAACUGGAGAGAUCAAAAGUUAAGGAGAAUGAUGGACAUCCCUGAGAUAAAGAAAGAAACAAUUGACCUACUGGAGAAGAGUAUUAUAAAGCUGUGCAGAGAUGGAUCUGUGAAGCUGGGACUCUUUUAAUGAGUUUACUAACAAGGAAGUAAUUUGCAGCUGCAUUUUACUACUAUCCUGCCUGCAACUGAAUUUUGACUUUUCAGAGGUCUCAGUACAGAAGGCACAUUGCAACUUUUUCUGAGUUUUCUUUUAAUAAAAACCCAGAAGUUUUGUUUGUAGUUCUAGUAUUAUUUUUAUUGCUGGAACAAUGUCAUACUGAAAUCAGAAUUACACUGCUUUCACCUGCUAGAUGUACUACUACAUGUCACAAGUAAGACUUUGAAGAUGAGCAAAUAUGGGUGUGAAAGUCUUUGCACAGCUCAAUUCUCUGUUCCCUCACUGUGCUGUUGCAAAUGAGACAUGUAUUUCUCUCAUGAGAGGGGUAAUCUACAUGCUCUUGGGGAUCUUUGAAAAAGUUGUAUGAAUUUCAGUAACAUGGUGAAAAGGUAUUUUUCACCGAUCUGUUCUAGAGCUAACCAAAUGCUGCUUUUUGCUCUUACAUGAUAAAUUAUCUGUAUAUUAUACUGAGAUUUUAUUUUGGUUAAACUGUUGAAGUGUGCAAAAAGUAUUCUUAUGUUUGUCCAUUUAAAUUAAAAUGAGGUCAUUUCUG
Messenger RNA from Motacilla alba alba, 9255 nucleotides. It is a transcript of the gene CMSS1, whose product is annotated as cms1 ribosomal small subunit homolog. Gene Ontology annotation, cellular component: 90S preribosome; nucleus. Lineage: Eukaryota; Metazoa; Chordata; Aves; Passeriformes; Motacillidae. The transcript is spliced from 11 exons. Bases 7815 to 8672 code for a protein of 285 amino acids. The record is from RefSeq and is a predicted model, not a curated record.